Messenger RNA from Myotis davidii, 1335 nucleotides. RefSeq names its product patr class I histocompatibility antigen, B-1 alpha chain-like. Gene Ontology annotation, biological process: positive regulation of T cell mediated cytotoxicity; antigen processing and presentation of endogenous peptide antigen via MHC class I via ER pathway, TAP-independent; antigen processing and presentation of endogenous peptide antigen via MHC class Ib. Lineage: Eukaryota; Metazoa; Chordata; Mammalia; Chiroptera; Vespertilionidae. Gene Ontology annotation, cellular component: external side of plasma membrane. The record is from RefSeq and is a predicted model, not a curated record. The transcript has 5 exons. The annotation marks the transcript as partial. Gene Ontology annotation, molecular function: peptide antigen binding; signaling receptor binding.
CACUCGCUGAGGUAUUUCGACACCAUCGUGUCCCGGCCCGGCCGCAGGGAGCCCCGCUUCGUCUCCGUCGGCUACGUGGACGACACGCAGUUCGUGGGGUUCGACAGCGACGCCCCAAAUCCGAGGGCGGAGCCUCGGGCGCCUUGGAUGCAGCAGCCAUGGCUGGAGCGGGAGGACCCGGGGUAUUGGAACCGGAGCACACGAAACAGCAAGGGCAUCGCACAGACUUUCCGAGGGAACCUGCAGACCGCCCUGGGCUACUACAACCAGAGCGAGGACGGGUCUCACACCCUCCAGUUGCUGUUUGGCUGUGACAUGGGACCAGACGGCCGCCUCCUCCGCGGGUACCACCAGUACGCUUACGAUGGCACCGACUACAUCGCCCUGAACCAGGACCUGAGCUCCUGGACCGCAGCCGACAUGGCUGCUCAGAUCACCCAGCGCAAGUGGGAGGAAAAUGGUGAGGCCGAGGAAAGGAGACACUACCUGCAGGAUGACUGCCUGGAGUUGCUCAGCAGAUACCUGACGAUGGGGAAGGAGACUCUGAAACGCACAGACCCUCCAAAGGCACACGUGACCCACCACCCCGUCUCUGAGCGUGAGGUCACCCUGAGGUGCUGGGCGCUGGGCUUCUACCCUGCAGACAUCAGCCUGACCUGGCAGCGUGAUGGGGAGGACCAGACCCAGCACAUGGAGCUGGUGGAGACCAGGCCUGCAGGGGACGGCACCUUCCAGAAGUGGGCGGCCGUGGGGGUGCCCCCUGGAGAGGAGCAGAAAUACACGUGCCAUGUGCAGCACGAGGGGCUGCCCGAGCCCCUGACCCUGAGAUGGGAGCUGCCUUCUCAGACCUUCAUCAUCAUCAUGGGCAUCGUUGGGGGCCUGGUUCUGCUGGGAGCUGUGGCUGGAGCUGUGAUGUGGGGGAGGAGGUGAUCAGGUGGGGAAGGUGUGGGGUCUGAGUGUCCCCCCCUCCCCCAGGCAGUGACAGCGCCCAGGGCUCUGAUGUGUCUCUCUAGGCUUCUAAAGCGUGAGGCAGCUGCCUUUUGGGGACUGAGUGAUGGAAGAUGUGUUCACGUUCCCACUUCCUCACUCAAGAACCUCUGAUGGGGGGCUGGCCCCGCCCUGCUCCCCACGCUUUCUGGUCCACCAGAGGCAGGGCUGGCCCUCACUAUUGCUGUCUUUUCUUCCCCGUAUUCUGAGCUGCAAGCUGUUCCUUCUGCAUUGAAAUGAGGUUGUGGAGGUGACUUUGUUCAUUGCUUGCCAUGAAGGGUUGGUGGGUAAAUUCAAGGAGAAGAUUCUAAAUUUUGAGGGGAAAUAAAUAUAAACACCAAGAACUUU